Eremomyces bilateralis CBS 781.70 is the source of this 288-nucleotide messenger RNA. RefSeq lists its product as uncharacterized. The transcript has a single exon. NCBI's taxonomy places the organism in Eukaryota, Fungi, Ascomycota, Dothideomycetes, Eremomycetales, Eremomycetaceae. The record is from RefSeq and is a predicted model, not a curated record. The annotation marks the transcript as partial.
CGAUUUUCCACCUACUCGACCGCGCCGACCCUCGCCCCGUCCCUCGCGCCCACGCACAUCUCCACCACCCCGUCCCUCACCCCCUCCGAGAAAGCGUCCCCGCUGCUCACCGACCUCAAAUCCAUGCACGCCUCGCUGCAGCGCAUGGAGGACGCCCGGAUGCAGAACCAGCGGUACGCCGUCUCCGACGAUAAGAGCGAGGAGAUCGGGAAGCUGGCGUUGGGUGCGAAGUUGGAGAGGGCGCUGGAUCGGAGGUAUUCGGGGCAGGAUGCGAGCUUUACUAAGAAG